Messenger RNA from Talaromyces proteolyticus, 2153 nucleotides. Its product is annotated as trafficking protein Mon1-domain-containing protein. Gene Ontology annotation, biological process: vesicle-mediated transport; protein targeting to vacuole. Lineage: Eukaryota; Fungi; Ascomycota; Eurotiomycetes; Eurotiales; Trichocomaceae. Bases 123 to 2012 code for a protein of 629 amino acids. The record is from RefSeq and is a predicted model, not a curated record. The transcript is spliced from 5 exons. Gene Ontology annotation, cellular component: Mon1-Ccz1 complex; fungal-type vacuole membrane.
CCCGCUACGGUGCGGCACAACCUUCGUUAACGGCCACGAUGGACAAUACCUGAUUCUUAAACCUGUAUGCGAUACGUGCAUAGUUGCUGUUUGGAUUUUUCGCCUUCCCAAUAUGAGUCAGGAUGGAAAUGGAAAUAGAUGGGCCCGCCAUUACGCAGGAAGGGCAGCCGGAACAACAACAGCAAACAACCGAGGGCUUGAAAGAUCGCCUCGAUAACACGCGGAGACAUAGUUCGAGCUCUGAGGGAGAACGACCGCCUUUACCACCGCGACCCGAGACCAUUGAUCUACUUGACGAAGACAGCACAUCCCGACCGUCAACCGCACGACCUAAUCUGCAGUCGCAGGCGACAACCGCUUUGACUUUGAAGGAUAUCACUGGGCAGACAAAAUCGGACGCAAGGGAUGCGCUCAUUCCUAGUAUAGGGCGUACUUUCCUGGGUCGAAGUUUAAGAGCGAGAGAUAGCCUAAGCCAGUUGACCAGUGCUCGAGGUAGCGAGGGAGGCGACACUGCCAGCAUCAGAAGCUUCAUAGCCAAUUCCGAAGAAGGACAGGAUGAAAGCAUAUUCGGCGAUUUUACUACUGAGACUGCGCAUCAAGGACAAAGCGGAAAGGUUGACGUUCUUGGGUUGAAUGAGUUUCCUCAGGAUGGCAGUGACGCUGAUUUCGUCGACGAAUUUGAGCACAUUGGAGAGCUGGACGAAGAUGGCCACAAUGAAGAGCUACUGCUUCAGAAGUGGAAAGAAAAGCGGAAGCAUUAUUUAAUUCUGUCAGCUGCUGGCAAACCGAUAUAUACUCGACACGGCGAAGGCGGCUUAGUAUCUGGUUACAUCGGAAUAAUCCAAACCAUUAUAUCUUUCUAUCAGGAAGGUGACGAUGCACUGAAAAGCUUUGUUGCAGGCGACACAAAAAUCGUCAUACUCUCGCAAAGCACUUUAUAUCUUGUUGCCAUCAGUCGCUUGGUCGAAAGCGAAACCCAGCUCAGACUUCAACUUGACGCGCUAUAUAUGCAAAUCUUAUCGACACUCACACUCCCCACCUUGAAUCGUCUCUUUUCAAUCAGACCUUCUACAGAUCUGAAGAGGCCUCUUCAAGGAACUGAGACGUUACUAUCCUCUCUAGCCGAUUCCUUCACGAGAGGCUCUCCAACAACCCUCCUAUCAGCUUUAGAAUGUUUAAAAAUAAGAAAGUCGCACCGACAAGCCAUAAACAAUAUAUUGUUGAAGACAAGGGCCGAAAAGCUGUUGUACGGUUUAGUCGCUGCUGGUGGCCGACUCGUGAGCGUGAUUCGCCCUAAAAAGCAUUCCCUCCAUCCCGGCGACUUGCAACUCUUGUUCAAUAUGAUAUUUGAAGCUGAUGGUGUGAAAGCUGGUGGGGGUGAGAGUUGGAUUCCUGUUUGCCUACCUGGAUUUAACAGCUCGGGCUAUCUUUAUAUGUACGUGAGUUUUUUAAACUUGCGAGACGACGCUGUGGAUGUCGCCACCGAUGACGAUAUUCCAAAAGAUGAGUCUGUUGCGAUUAUUCUCAUCAGCCCAGACAAAGAGGGGUUUUUCCAGCUGCAGGAAAUGCGGGACAACAUUGUUGAGCAAAUGCAGAAGAAUGGCAGCAUGAAAAUAAUCAUGGAAGCCAUCAAAAGGGGCAGACCGAACCCCACAGACAUUGUUCCUGGGACUGUUCUACGCCAUUUUAUAUACAAAUCCAGAGCCCAUGUGCAAUUCGUUAUGUCGUCGUACGAGCCGGAGUUUGUUUCUAUUGCUCGGCAUCGAAGGUUGAUAUCAACAUACAACUCCCUUCAUGAGAGUGUGCACGCGCGUAAUACGCAUGUCAAAGUCCACCACAGCGCGAGCAAAUCUGCGAGCACAUUUGCGUGGGUUACUCAAGGUUUCGAGCUCUACUGUGUUGCAGGCCCAGAUACGAAUCGUAAUGCACUUUCACAAGGCGCAAAUAAGAUUAGUCAAUGGGUACGGAAAGAAGAGGAGAGGUUGUUUAUCAUCGGUGGCGCAGUCUUCUAAAUUUGCAUCUCAGGGCUAUUUCAGGAUUUGUGCGUUCAAUGGCACAUCUAGAAAUAAAUUGUCAUUUUCGAAACAUUUUGAAGCUUUAUAGACCAAUAAACUAAUUGAUAUUAGAUGAUGUUUUGAAAUUUGAGUUCAUGA